Molecule: messenger RNA, 530 nt
Organism: Anopheles stephensi (Asian malaria mosquito)
Lineage: Eukaryota; Metazoa; Arthropoda; Insecta; Diptera; Culicidae
Gene: mRpL52
Product: 39S ribosomal protein L52, mitochondrial
Exons: 3
Coding region: 118-483 (121 amino acids)
Biological process (GO): mitochondrial translation
Cellular component (GO): mitochondrial large ribosomal subunit
Molecular function (GO): structural constituent of ribosome
Source: RefSeq, a predicted model, not a curated record
CGUACCACUGUGGGAGAGCAUACACCGGCGCACUUGUCAAAUGUGCCUGUGUGUUGGAUAAUCAAAAUAAAAGAGCCGCAGUAGCGUGAUUUGUAUUCUCUUAAGAUAUUCUGCAAAAUGCCGGGGUUUACCAGUCUACAAUUUAUGCGAUGUUUUCACAAAGGAAUACAAUCGGCGCGAGGUGCAGCUGUACUGAACGUGGAGACGAAAAAGUGCGUCCGAAAUCCGAACAAAUCCAGUCCGCUUACGCAUCUGCCUGAUUACACCUUUAUGGAUGGGCGUGUAACACCCUUCGGAGCCAACCAGAAGAAAAGGAUCGUCCAGCAACGAGCAAUCGCUCAGCAAAUCGUCACACUUUCCAAAGAGGUAGACUUUGCCGUAGAACGGCACAAGCGACAAAAAGCGGAAGCGGAGGAAAGCAAACGGAAGCUGCUGGCGGAAAAGCUUAUUCCCAAGGGACAUUUGCUGCUGAAGAAGAAAUGAACGUGAGGCUAUUAAUGCGAAUAAAACAUGUAGCUUUUAGUUGUUAA